CAAAAUAUGGCCCAGUUAAUGAGCAAAAUUUACUUGUCCAAGCUCGUGAAGUUUGGUAGACUACUCGCCUCUGUCCCGACUCCUGUGAUUUGAUUUGGAGUCGUUCAGUUCGCAACGCAAUCUACCAGAAACAAGAAUUCAUCGCUGCUGCUGGUGGCAAUGUCACAAGGCUAUGCAAUUGAGUUGUAUUUCGAUCCGGCAUUAGAGAACCAGGUCUUGAAAGCCUGGAACGUCCUCGCCCGUCGCCAAAUCAGCACUCAACUCAUCGAAAUAGAGUCACGCCCACAUAUAACUCUCUUUUCCAGCCCCUUCAUCGAUCCUACAAAGCUUGAGUCUAUCAUCAAAACCUUUGCAUCCAAGCAGGAACCAUUGCCACUAUCGUUCUCCGCAAUUGGGAGCCUUCCCAGUGACCAAAAUGUCUUAUUUCUGUCUCCCACUCCCACAGUUUCUCUGCUUCAGUUUCAUUCCCAAUUAUGUGAUGCUAUGAAAAAGGAAGGGAUUGAUACGGGGGAGGAAUAUCGCCCGGACUCAUGGAUUCCUUACUGUGCUGUGGCGCAGGAGGUGCCAAGGCCGCGAAUUGGAGAGGCGUUUUGUGUUUUGAGGGAUCUGAAGUUGCCAGUUACUGGGUAUGUGAUGGAUAUUGGGUUGGUGGAGUUCUCACCGGUUCGCGAGUUAUGCUCUUUCGUGCUCGGCAACACAGUAGAAGCAUGAUGUCUUUAAAAGCUAUUAUAAUGUAAUAAUUGAAAUUCUGCCUUUUAUGUUGGAUGUGUUUCAGCUUGGUGCGAGACACUAGUGCUAGUGUAGCGUUAUAUCAAUGAUACUAUUCAAAGAGUAUUAGAGAAUUUUCAAUUCAUCUUUAUGAGUCUCUAUGGGGAUGAGAUUUUAGAUUGGAAAUUAGUCUCUUUCUAUGUUGAGAAGUUAUUGUUUCUUGUACUUUUAAAAAUUAAUGCGCAAACUUGAGUGGCAAGGAAUGAUUUGUAAGCUCUUA
This is a messenger RNA of Tripterygium wilfordii, 988 nucleotides long. RefSeq lists its product as uncharacterized. The record is from RefSeq and is a predicted model, not a curated record. NCBI's taxonomy places the organism in Eukaryota, Viridiplantae, Streptophyta, Magnoliopsida, Celastrales, Celastraceae. The coding region runs from base 160 to 711 and encodes 183 amino acids. The transcript has 2 exons.